UAUACCGGUCCUUUGUGCUGCACAUGCGCAGAGCUCUGUGGAGUUGCACGCGCGUGCAGGAAGUGCAGUGACAACUCCUCGGCAGUCUCCUCCAUCUGCUACACCUCCUCCACAACUGCCUAAAUUACUAUCUUUUUAGUGCCGAAAAUGUCGUGGCUCUUCGGCCUGAACAAGGGACAACCGGAGCCUCCUCCUGGCUUACCGGUUCCGCCGCCUCCGCCGCCUGCCGGAGGGUCCAGUGGCAGUGGCGAUAAACCCAAGGACAAAUGGAGCAACUUCGACCCCACCGGGCUGGAGAGGGCUGCUCAGGCGGCCAAAGAGCUCGACAAGUCCAGACAUGCCAAAGAAGCUCUGGACUUGGCUCGCAUGCAGGAGCAAACCACCCAGAUGGAGCAUCAGAGCAAAAUGAAGGAGUACGAAGCAGCGGUGGAGCAGCUGAAAGGCGACCAGAUCCGAGUGCAGGCAGAAGAGAGGAGGAAAACUCUGAACGAGGAGACCAAACAGCAUCAAGCUAGAGCUCAGUACCAGGACAAGCUAGCCAGGCAGCGCUAUGAGGACCAACUGCGACAACAGCAAAUGCUGAACGAGGACAACCUUCGCAAACAGGAAGAGUCUGUCCAGAAACAGGAAGCCAUGAGAAAAGCCACCAUCGAGCACGAGAUGGAGCUGAGGCACAAGAACGAGAUGCUGCGUAUCGAGGCGGAGUCCAAGGCGCGGGCUCGCGUGGAGAGAGAGAACGCCGACAUCAUACGCGAGCAAAUCCGCCUGAAGGCAGCGGAGCACCGGCAGACGGUCUUAGAGUCCAUCAAGACGGCAGGCGCCGUGUUUGGAGAAGGAUUCCGAGCCUUCGUGUCCGACUGGGAUAAAGUCACCGCCACCGUAGCUGGACUGACACUUUUAGCGGUGGGCGUGUAUUCGGCCCGCAACGCCACGGGAGUGGCGGGUCGCUACAUCGAGGCCCGGCUGGGGAAGCCGUCUUUGGUGCGAGAGACGUCCAGAUUCACCGUGGGGGAGGCCAUAAAACACCCGCUCAAGACGGCGAAGCGACUGAAGAGCAAACCUCAAGACGCCCUCGAAGGAGUCGUUCUCAACCCUACCCUGGAGGAGCGUGUACGUGACGUUGCCAUAGCAACCAGAAACACCAGACAGAACAACGGCUUGUACAGGAACAUCCUGAUGUACGGCCCCCCCGGCACCGGCAAGACCCUGUUUGCUAAGAAGCUGGCGAUGCAUUCUGGGAUGGACUACGCCAUCAUGACGGGCGGUGAUGUUGCUCCCAUGGGCCGCGACGGCGUGACCGCCAUGCACAAAGUCUUCGACUGGGCCAACACCAGCCGACGCGGGCUGCUGCUGUUUGUCGAUGAAGCCGAUGCAUUCCUUCGCAAGAGAUCCACUGAGAAGAUCAGCGAAGAUCUCCGAGCCACUUUGAACGCCUUCUUGUAUCGUACCGGAGAACAGAGCAACAGGUUCAUGCUGGUGUUGGCCAGCAACCAACCCGAGCAGUUUGACUGGGCCAUCAACGACCGCAUCGAUGAAAUAGUCAACUUUGCUCUGCCAGGGCUGGAGGAAAGAGAGAGGCUGGUGCGCUUGUACUUUGACAGAUAUGUGCUGGAGCCCGCCACCGGAGGGAGACAGAGGAUGAAGCUAGCACAGUUCGAUUACGGUAAAAAGUGCUCCGAGAUAGCCAAGCGAGCGGAAGGCAUGUCCGGCAGAGAGAUCUCCAAAUUGGGGGUGGCCUGGCAGGCAGCGGCUUAUUCCUCCGAGGACGGCGUUCUGACGGAAGCCAUGAUCGACGCCCGCGUGGACGACGCCGUGAAGCAGCACCGGCAGAAGAUGGACUGGCUGCGUGCCGAAGAGGAGGCUCAGACCAAGACCCUCACACCCCCUCCAGCGGGGGGCGCCGUCGGCGGUAAAAUGGGCUUUAAUCUCCCCCUCGGCGGGACGCCACAGGCCCGGGAUCUGAUCACGCCGUUCCUCCAAGGUGAAAGUCUACCCGACCAGAGGACAUCACAGCCUGGUUUAGACCGGCCUGGUCCUGGCAGUGAAGGCCUCAUGGACACAGAAGACAAGGCCGACUCUCCUCCAAAAGAUGGAACUCCAGUUUGAGUCUUAGAUGAAAGAUGUGAAUGAAGAAUCUUGAAUGUGUCUGUCAUUGUGUCGUAGACAUGUUGGGUCUCCUUGACUGGCUAAUUCAUUUGUGUUGUGGGAGGAGUCUAACCUGCCUGUCUGUAACCUCAUCAAAAAUAUGCACAAUGGAGAGAAGAAUGAUUAAACUCAUCUUUUUUAUAA
Doryrhamphus excisus (bluestripe pipefish) is the source of this 2289-nucleotide messenger RNA. It is a transcript of the gene atad3, whose product is annotated as ATPase family AAA domain containing 3. NCBI's taxonomy places the organism in Eukaryota, Metazoa, Chordata, Actinopteri, Syngnathiformes, Syngnathidae. Gene Ontology annotation, cellular component: mitochondrion. Gene Ontology annotation, molecular function: zinc ion binding; ATP binding; ATP hydrolysis activity. Gene Ontology annotation, biological process: mitochondrion organization. The record is from RefSeq and is a predicted model, not a curated record.